Molecule: messenger RNA, 3087 nt
Organism: Lasiosphaeria miniovina
Lineage: Eukaryota; Fungi; Ascomycota; Sordariomycetes; Sordariales; Lasiosphaeriaceae
Exons: 2
Coding region: 1-3087 (1028 amino acids)
Biological process (GO): SREBP signaling pathway; positive regulation of transcription by RNA polymerase II
Molecular function (GO): protein dimerization activity
Source: RefSeq, a predicted model, not a curated record
AUGGCCGACGUCAACGCUGACUCGCCGGGCCUGUUCGCGGGCCUGGACACGUUCGACCUGGGCGACAGCACCCUGGGAGAUGACGGCCUCGCACCUGACGUUGGCGAUGAUCCCACUGCCACCACUACCACCACCACCUCUGCUAGCUCCUCUGCGGGUGAGGCCACAGCCGCCGUCUCUGGUGGCACUCCGCCUGGCUUUGCCAACAUAUCCGCAUCGCCGUCGGUUUCCAACGGCGGCCAUCCGCCCCCCUUCUACAACCCCGAUCCCUCCAACUGGGCCACAUUCCAGAACACGCCUCCCUACGACUCGGCCAGUGGCGAGAGUCCCUUGAGUGCCGCUCCUUCGCUGGCACCUCACCACACGCAGAGCUGGGAACUCCCGGUCCACCAAUUUGGCCUGAACCAGACUUACCUGCAGCAGCAACAGCAGCAGCAGCAACAGCCUUACUUCCAGUCCUCUCCAAUUUCAGGCAUCAGCCCCGGCCUGGAUACCGCCGGCUUCACCAACCCCUUCGCCAUCAACCAGAGCCAUAGUCCCGACAUCUCACGCAUCCGGAACACCCUAACCCCUGCUCAACAAGAGAGGCUGAAGACUAUUGCCAUGCCUCCUCAUCUCCAGUACCACUCGCCCAAGAGUGCUGGGAGUCCUGAUUCGGGUGUCAGUGGCAGUCACGAUAAAGGCGCCGGAUCGUCGCCCGACUUUGCCGAGCCGUCCAAGUCUGGCAGUAGGAAACGCAAGUCGUCAGCCGAGGUUGACGAUGACGACGACGAUGAUGACGACCUCGACGGCCAUCAGCCCGUCAAGAAGACGGCCCACAAUAUGAUCGAGAAAAGAUACCGGACUAACCUUAAUGACAAGAUAGCAGCGCUGCGGGACAGCGUCCCCGCCCUUCGCAUCAUGUCCAAGAGUGCUCGAGGCGAAGACACUACAGAGGACAGGGAGGAGCUCCACGGCCUCACUCCUGCCCACAAGCUCAACAAGGCAACAGUCCUAAGCAAGGCUACCGAGUAUAUUAGGCAUCUGGAGAAGCGGAACAACCGCCUGCUAGACGAGAACACCAGCAUGCAGGCUAGGAUCACCGCGUUUGAGAAGCUCUUCAUGGCAGGCGCCCUGACGGGCCAGCUACCCAACCCGCUUCAGCAGCCGCCAACGCCCGUCCAAUAUCCCCACGAUGCUGCGUUUAUGAACACGCCGAUGCAGGUACCUCGAGGACCGGAACCCGCGGGCGUAAUUCCUAUACCGGACGACAUGAAACGUAUCCUAGCAUCACAGCAGCUGAACGCCGGGCGGCCGUACCCGGUGCCGGCGCAGCCAUUUGGACAGAAUGCUGCGCUCUUCCGCCAGCAGCAGAUCCAACAGGAGCAGCAACAGGCACAGGCACAAGCACAGGCUGGUCGUUGGAGCCCUUACUUCGGGAAGCUCAUGGUGGGCUCUCUGGCUGGGCUGAUGCUUGUCGAGGCGCUCGUCGAGAACGAGCCGAGCAACGAGACGCCACAAGGGCGCGGUCUUCUCGCCGUCCCACUCCCUCUCCUCUCGUCGUUUGUGCGCUCGACUCACUUCAGCAUCGGGGGUUAUUACAUCUCGGCUAUUGAUGCGAUAGCCCAGCUCAGGCUUUUCUCGCUCCUUGCUUUGUUCUUGUGGGUCGCUUGCUCGACAUUUGUCGACACGUCCUUUUCACACCCGGCCGGGAAAGCCAAACAGAGUCCCUCGUUGGUCAAAGCGGUGCCUUCACUUGCUUCGUCAAUCCACGUCAGGAGACAAGCCUGGCUCACGGCGAUCCAGACCGUGUGGGUACCGCAACACAACUUCUUACUCGAGGCAGCGGCGCUGUCGUUGAAGACUGUCAAAUAUAUGCUUCGGAAUUUCACCGGUGAUCGUUGGUUUUUGGUGUUGACUGGUCUGAGCGAGGAAGAGGAAUCGGCCCGGAUCAAGGCCUGGACGAUUGCCUUGGAUGCCCAGCUUGCCGGUGGCGAUGACGAGAUCAGUAGGAGUCGUCUGACUUUGACCCUCCUUGCUUCGGGCACCCUUCCAGAAACUCCUCUUCGUAUGAUGAUGAAGGCGUUGCAUAUCCGGGUCCUGCUUUGGUGGCCGAACGGCGCAUUGUGGCUGCCCGAUAUCUUCGCCGCCAAGCUUGCCAGGUCGUGGUGGAACGAGGCCAAGCAGCUCUACCGUAUCUUCAGCUCGCCCCAUGACGGGAGCGACCCCAUUGACGAGGUUCUUCCCAAGCAUCUUGCUCUGCUUCUGGAGCGGGACUGCGACGAGGUUCUCAACGACGAGAUUGUUCAGAGAGCCCACAAUCUGGCGUGGAACAAGCACACGGCCUACAAGGUGGUCGGGAGACUUGACGGUAUGGAUACGGUGGUAGAUGAUCCCGCCGUCAUUUCGCCCAUCGACGCUGUGGCGGCGUGGUAUUCGAGCCUUAUCCUCCAGCGUGUCUUGGUUGGCAGCCUCCCCGAGACGAUCGGCAGCCCCGGAGGAGCGGCAGUGGAGGACCUCAACCUGGCUAUCGACAUGGCGCCACCCGGAUCCGACGCCCAAAUCCGAGGGCUCGUCGCCCGUGCGGUUCUUGUCAAUGAGAUGCGCGGAGCCAACAUCUUGGCGGCCAAGCAGGCGUUGGAUCCAUUCGCCAACCCUACCAGACAUCCACACUACGCCCGAGGCCUCCCGCCUCUGAUGGAAGACCAGGAUGCGAAGAUGGCGCUGGACUGCGCCAAGGUGAUUGCCCACCUCCAGAGGCCCGCCGACCCGCCUCAAGAGGCGUACAUGGUCAUUGACUCGAUUCUCGUGUGCUCGACGGUCGACAACAUGUCCUUCCUCGGCUACGUUGCGGCUUUCCACCUUAUGGAGGCGCUCCACCAGCACGCCGUUUGCCGGGAGAGCUGCAGCAGGUCGCUCGAGAGACUGGCGGGCGGGCUUCGAAUCUGGAUUGGAAGCUCGGCGGGCGAGAGAUCGGGGCUGGACGCGGCCGCGAGACAGAAGAUGAUCAACAGGUGCCUGAGCAUCACCAAGAGCCUGGUUGGGAUGGAGACGGACCCGGGCUAUGCGAGUAUGGACGACUGCGACGAGGACGGGGAAGAUUGCUGA